AUGGAUUCCUCCUCUGGCCGUAUGGGCCAGUUUCACGCAACGGGGGCACCCCGUUUAAGCCUGACUAGGAGGACGAUCCCAUUGCCUCCUGCCUCCACUCCCUCACCUCCUACAACCCCGCCACAAUCAUCACCAAUUUCUUGGCGAAGCCGAUCCACUUCGUCAUCAUCAUUCUCCUCCUCCUCCUCCUCAUCAUCAUCACCAUCAUCAUCAUCAUCACCGACUGCCCAGAACCCCUGGGCUACCAAAAGCAACUGGCGGACUGGUUCUUCUCCCAGAUCCGCCCGCACUUCGGCACAAGUCCCAGACUUUGCCAAACUCAAGGAGGGCCAAGUCCUUUACCUAGGACGACCUCUUUCCCACUCCAUCUUCUGGCAUCACUCGAACAAGUCUGCGCCAGAAGACCAUCCGGUUGUUGUAACCGGAAAGUACAGGAACGAGGCCGGAGAAGAGUGCGUCAAGAUCCGGCUGUUGACAAGUUUUGGCGGCGUGCGGCUUCAAGACAAGAAGCCGCGCUGGCAAUGGAACCUGUUCAUGCUCUGCGAGAACAAGCAAGAGCAGGCAGACGUCACCGAGGUCCGCGAGGCCAAGAUGGCGGCAGGUUCCGAUGCGUUCAAGAGACGCUGUUAUGUCAACCUCAGCCCAAAUUCGCUGUACUCUAUCGAGUACAAGCACCUUGAAGUUUUCAUGAUCCAGCCAGGACUCGCCUUUAACGCCGAGUCAACAGCCGAGAUCAAGAAGGCGCCCGCACUGCCGUAG
Messenger RNA from Exserohilum turcica Et28A, 759 nucleotides. RefSeq lists its product as uncharacterized. The transcript has a single exon. Bases 1 to 759 code for a protein of 252 amino acids. NCBI's taxonomy places the organism in Eukaryota, Fungi, Ascomycota, Dothideomycetes, Pleosporales, Pleosporaceae. The record is from RefSeq and is a predicted model, not a curated record.